Messenger RNA from Sorex araneus (European shrew), 3894 nucleotides. RefSeq names its product apolipoprotein M (gene APOM). Gene Ontology annotation, cellular component: high-density lipoprotein particle; very-low-density lipoprotein particle; low-density lipoprotein particle. The record is from RefSeq and is a predicted model, not a curated record. The coding region runs from base 2545 to 3114 and encodes 189 amino acids. Lineage: Eukaryota; Metazoa; Chordata; Mammalia; Eulipotyphla; Soricidae. Gene Ontology annotation, molecular function: phospholipid binding; lipid carrier activity. The transcript is spliced from 5 exons. Gene Ontology annotation, biological process: cholesterol efflux; high-density lipoprotein particle remodeling; high-density lipoprotein particle clearance.
UUGGGGGCCACACCCAGCUUUGCUUAGAGCUGAGCCCGGCUCUGUGCUUAAGAUCACUACUGGUGAUAUUCGGAUUUUUUAAAAUCUAUUUAAUGCCUUUCAGUCUCUCGAUAGUUGUUGAAAUUUAAUGGAUAGUUCCUUCAUUUUGUAGGUAUUACUACACCUGGACAGUUUUAAGUAGAACUAAUAAAUCAGGUUCUGCAGGACUCUGGGUCAAGUGUAUUUAUUUUUGUUUUUUGUACCACACCCCCGUGGUGCUCAGGACUAUUAUACUGGCUCUGUGCUCAGGGAUUACACCUGGCGGGGCUCAAGGAACCAUUUGGUCGGUCAGGGACCCAUCCUAGGUUGGCUGCGUGUAAGACAAGUUCCCUACUCACUGUACUAUUGUCCCAGUCCCUCACACACUUUUUAUCUUACUGCCCCAAUACAUUUUUCCCUUUUUUUUUUCCUUUUGGGUCACAACCAGCAAUGCCCAAGGGUUACUCCUGGCUCUGCACUCAGGAGUUAACUCCUGUCAGUGCUCAGGGGACCAUAUGGGAUGCCGGGAUUGAACUGGAGUCUGCCGCGUGCAAAGCUCUACCCCUUGUACUAUCACUCCAACUCCCGAUUUUUUCAUUUUUUUACAGCAACAAAAUGCCUACUGCCCUAAAAUAGUAUAAACCCUUCUAUAACCGUUAGACUUUUUUGCCCCUCAUACCCAGUUGUGCUCAGGCCACAUCUGGCUCUGGCUGCUGAUGGGUGGACCAUACAUAUCUGCUGCCUGAGAUUGAAUCCCUGGUUACAGCUACAGCUUCUAUCCCACACUUUUGUUUCUCUUACAUUAGAAAAUCAAGUUCAUGUUCUCUGCUCUACCACUAACCUACAACCUUGGUCAAAUGUUUUUUUUUUAUUUUGGGGGACCUCACCAAUGGCACUAUAGGGGACUAUUUCCUGCAGUACCUGGCCCCGGCCUCCUCCAUAUGAAGCAUGUACUCCAGCCCUGUGAACCAUCUUGAGUCCUCAAAUUUUACUGUUUUAAAUUACAAGACUUAACAACAACAACAACAACAAACCUUGAGGGCAAAGGCAGUGUGUGGAAUAUAAAGAAAGAAGACCCAAUUUUCCUUGUGUCAUUUGCUCUGUUACUUGGCACUAUUCAAUUAUAGCCUCUUUACAAUCCUUACCUUUUACUAUUUGAGAACUUAUUAACCACCGGAAAUUAAUAAGUUCUUUACAAACAUUGCUAUUAUAUAUUUAUGGUAGGCCUCUGCCAGGAGCUUUAUGUGCGUUAUCAAUUAUGAUCAAUCCUAUGAAACUGGUUUGCUCAUUUACAGCUGAAAAAGUAGAAUAGGGGCCAGAGCAAUAGUACAGAGGGUAGGGCACUUCCCUUACAUACGGCCAACCCAGGUUCCAUCCCUGGCAUCCCAUAUGGUUCUCUGAGACUCAGAAGUAACUCCUGAGCACACCAGGAGUGACUCAAAUACAAAACAAAAAAAAACAGGAAUAGGGCCUAGGAUGAGGCUUGGUGGUAAAGCACAAGAUAUGUGAGGCACUGGAGUUGGGGUGCCCUUGGGUGGAGCAUCAAAGAUCUAAUAAUUAGUAGACUUAGAACUUCAACCCACUAUACCUAAUAAAUAAUUUGGAGGGGGUUUGGGGCACACCCAGCCAUGCUCAGGAAUUGCUGCUGGCUCUGCAACUCAGGAAUCACUCCUGGCAGGACUCGGAGGACAUGUGGGUACCAGGGAUGAACCCAGGUUGGCCUAGUGCAAGACAAGUGCCCUACCCGCUGUACUACCCCUCUCUGGCAAACACACACAAAAUUCUUAAAACAGAAGGUGUUCACCAACUGCAUCCAAAGCUACUACUACCCCCUCACCCCCAUGCCCCCUGGGGGACAGUAUUGCCUACUUGAGGAAACAUUUAAAUUCUGUAAUAAUGUUGAAAAAAUGAAUUCACUUAUUUAUCAAUAAAGUUUUCUGAGAAUGUUUCCCCCCAAUUGUAAGCGUCAGAGAGGAAGCCUCCCACCCACCAUGUCCUAGCACCUACCUGGUUUAUUCCUGCUCUAAAGCUCUUAAUCAGGUAGUAUUGAAAGGUUUACUCAGUAAGCUUUCUUGGACUGACUUUUCAAGGCCAGAGACUCUGUCAUUCAUUUAGAUAUCCUCAAGGCUUAACCAGUUCCUAAUAAACAACUGGGACUCCAAUCAACUUACUAAGUGAAUGCAAGAAAUGAGUCCACCUUUUUCCAAUGCUGCACAUACACCAUCCAGCUCCAUUAGUUCAAAAGGCACAGGCUUCAACUUUUUCAUAAUUCCUUAGAGACCCCCUGGACAUAGCAGUGUAUUAUGGAGUGGACGCAACCAGAAGAGGGGGAGGAAGGCCAAACACUAAGUAACCCAGGCUUGUGCUGGAAAACAAGCUUGAAGUUACUCAUUAGCAGGGGAAAGGGUCAAGGAUCAAGGCAAGGGGGCUGGAAGCCAUGUGGACCGACCACGCAGCCUGCAGGGGAGAGAUCAGUUAAGGCAUCAGCCACUCCAGGAAAAGCACCAGUCCCUUCCUGCCUUAGAGAUGUUACACCAGAUCUGGGCAGCUCUAUUCUACCUUUAUGGCAUUCUCCUUAACUCCAUCUACCAAUGUCCUGAGUACCAUCAACUGACAACUCAAGAAGUAGAUGGGAAAGAGUUCCCAGAGCCCCACCUGGGCCAGUGGUACUUUAUCGCAGGGGCAGCUCCCACCAAGGAAGAAUUGGCAACUUUCGACCCAGUGGAUAACAUUGUCUUCGACAUGGCUGCAGGCUCUGCUCCCAUGCAGCUCCAGCUUCGCGCUACCAUCCGCAUGAAAAAUGGAAUCUGUGUACCCAGAAAAUGGAUCUACCACCUGACUGAGGGGAGCACAGAUCUCAGAACUGAAGGCCGCCCUGACAUGAUGACCAAGCUUUUCUCCAGCUCAUGCCCAGAUGGAAUCAUGCUGAAGGAGACGGGUCAGGGCUACCAGCGCUUCCUCCUCUACAAUCGAUCACCACACCCUCCGGAGAAAUGCGUGGAGGAAUUCCAGUCCCUGACCUCCUGCCUGGCCGCCAAGGCCUUCUUACUGACUCCCAGAAAUCAAGGUGAGGGGGUAAAGUCCCACAGGCGAUGACUAAGACUCACAUCUUCGGGGAGUGCUGUCUCACUGGGACUCCAGUGAUGUCACCAGAGGGCCUGGCCCGAAGGCUGACAUUGGCAAAGCGUUGAUCCCUCCUUCAUGGCUGCAAGGGCACCAGAGGGAGUGGCCAAGAGCUGCGAUGUCACCUAUGGAGCCAGGAUGGGCUCUGAGCUACUUGAAAGAGAAGUUCCUGCAGUUUGCAGUGAAGACAGCGGGGAGAGGGGCCAUUAUGGAGGGGGCGGUCCUCAGAACCCCCUUUGUUGUCCUCGGGAAUCUAUUUUCCCCCAACCCAUAACCAACAAGUGUGCUUCUCUCUCUGGAUUUUCUUCUUUCCUGAACUCCCCCCACCCUUUCUCUCUGUCUCCCUCCUCCCAUCGCAGAGGCCUGCAGCCUGACCGGUCACUGACCUGUGGCUUCCUUUGUGCCCUCGACGGAGACGGCGGGAGCAGAGAAUGUGCUAGGGGAGACGCUAGAGCCCUUUCAAGGGGAAUAAAGAUGGCUUUUCAAUCUUGACUUCAUUUGGAGGUUUGUCUCCAAACAGCAACCCCACUCACCCCGACCCCCAUUUCAGUACCACCACCCCCCACGCCGGACCCUCCAGCUGGAAGACCUUGAAUAGCAGACACUCUCACUCUGCAGUGGUAUAUUCAGGAUUUGCUGUGGGAGCGAUUUGUUGCUGAAUAAGCAGACCCCUAAGCUCUGUAAGCCCGAGCAUCUCUCCGCACUGAUUCCCAGCGGCCAUCCCCACUCCCUCGGGCUCCCAGCAACACGCUA